GUGCCACAUCCUGCCACUGUGAGAAGUCCUGUGACUCCGACUGUGAAGCAGAGCUAUGUGGAUCUCAUUGUUACUGUCAGGCUGGCUAUGUCAGGAUGGGAGGCAUCUGUGUCCAGCUGCCACAAGACUGUGAAGUUACUCCGGAGACCACGUCCCGUCCGGUGACCACCCUGAGUCCCGAGACCUUCACCACGCCCGGGGUGUGCGCUGCGUCCUGCCACUGUGUGCAGACCUGUGGGGAGGGGUGCCAGGCUGAGAGGUGUGAGACAGGCUGCAACUGUGCCGCCGGCUUCGUCAGGGAGUUCGGCAUGUGUGUUCAGAAACCAACCGACGACUGCUUUGCAUCUACCACUUUGGCUCCUAAGAAGAUGACCACCUCACCUGAGGUGAGUACAGAGAAGCCAUCCCUGUACACCACUCAGGAGCCUUCAGUCUACACCACACAGGAGCCUUCAGUCUACACCACACAGGAGCCUUCCAUCUACACCACACAGGAGCCUUCAGUCUACACCACACAGGAGCCUUCAGUCUACACCACACAGGAGCCUUCCGUCUACACCACACAGGAGCCUUCAGUCUACACCACACAGGAGCCUUCAGUCUACACCACACAGGAGCCUUCAGUCUACACCACAGGGUCUGUACCACAGCAGACUACAGGAGCUGCCACUACUGCUGAGACAUACACAACACUACCAGUGUGUGCAGCAGACUGCACCUGUACCAGGACCUGUGAUGGCAGUCUGACCUGCCCCAGCUCAUACAGCCCUGACCUCUGUGCCGCCUGCCUCUGUGCUGAAGGUCGUAGGAACAGCACCUACUGUGUCCUACAGGAGAGCUGUGACUGUGUGUACGGGGGCAUGGACUACAACGUGCCUCGGCCAAACAAUGUCUGGACAGAGGGUAGCUGCACUGUGUGCCGCUGUCUGAAUGGAACAAAGGACUGUCACGUCAGCUGCAAUAUUGACAGCUGUCAGGAGGGCUACAUGCUUGUCGACAAUGAUGAGGAUGAGUGCUGUCGCUGUGUACCACAGAAAUGUGAAUACAAGGGCAAGUACUAUGCUUAUGGUGAGACAUGGCUGCCUGACACCUGUAUGAGCUGUACCUGUACCCAGGAUGGUGGGGUUGUCUGUGACAACAUGAUGCAGCAGUGUGACAUGGAGUGUGAUGAGAGCUAUGGAACACUGAAGUACACUGAAGGCCAAUGCUGCCCUGUCUGUGAGCCUCAUCCACCACAAGGUAGCUGCAAGCCCACUUACUCCAACACCACCCUGCAGCUGGGCGAGUGUGUCUCCACCUCUCCUAUCCGUAUGUCCACCUGUUCCGGCCGCUGCAGCUCCACCGCUCGCAUCCUGCUGGAGCCGCCCUACCUGGACAUGGACUGCACCUGCUGCAAGCCCACCCGCGUCCGCCGCGAGCUCGCACAGCUGUCCUGCGCCGACAACACCGUCAUCGAGCAGCCCUACUACAUCAUCGAAGCCUGCGGCUGUGAGGGAUGCGAGUACGAUCCGUUCUCCGCUUCUACCUACACCACCGCGAACAACUACGUUGGGAAAUAAAUCGCUGCAUGAGAUUGUUUGAUUUUAUGGAAUUUUGACACCGCGAGUUGCCGGACUGAGAUUUGCGAUGAUAUAGAAAGUAGAUGAUAUGAAUUGCUAAAUAAUAUGUUACAGAGUGUGUGUUUUCUUUUUCCGGAUUUUCUGAUUUCUUUAAACUUGAUGAACUUUAAUGGUGAGGUGAUUUGGCUGGGCUAUUCUUUCUGACUUGUGUAGAUGAAUAAAAAUGUGAGAAAUAAUCAAA
Messenger RNA from Branchiostoma floridae (Florida lancelet), 1800 nucleotides. Its product is annotated as von Willebrand factor C and EGF domain-containing protein-like. The transcript is spliced from 11 exons. The record is from RefSeq and is a predicted model, not a curated record. NCBI's taxonomy places the organism in Eukaryota, Metazoa, Chordata, Leptocardii, Amphioxiformes, Branchiostomatidae. Bases 96 to 1559 code for a protein of 487 amino acids. Gene Ontology annotation, molecular function: protein binding.